GUUUAUCUCAAAAACUCUUUUGUUUAUUCUUUCAAGAACUUUUAGUGGUGGGGCUUAUAAAAACCAAAGCAAUUAGUCUCGAGCUAUCGAAAGAUUACAAAAAAAAAUAUACAUAAACCAAACAGAGGAAACGCAAAAGAAAACAAUGGCAGGUCAUGGAUCAUCUUGUGGAGCAUGCAAGUUCCUAAGGAGAAAAUGCAACAGCGAUUGCGUCUUCUCGCUUUACUUCAGCUAUGAGCAAGCCUCAUCCCAUUUUGCAGCGGUCCACAAAGUCUUUGGCGCAAGCAAUGUCUCGAAGCAUUUGCUUCAUUUGCCUCUACAUCAGAGAAGCGCCGCUGCGAUCACCAUCUCCUACGAGGCUCUCUCUCGCAUGUGUGAUCCUGUUUAUGGCUGCGUUGCUCACAUCUUUGCUCUUCAGCAACAGGUCGUGGCUUUGCAAGAGGAGAUUGAGUUUCUUGGGUCGCAGAUGGCGAAUUUCUCCUACUCUAGUCAAAGCAGAACACAGCCUAACAACAUACCGGAGUUCAUGAAUCAGAUGACAAUGGACACGACCGGUUUCGUCGACGAGAGUCUUUUAAACAACGACGAUGGAAGAAACUGCGUUGAAGGGGUUUUCACUAAUCCGGAGGAAUUGCUCGUGAAUCAUCCAUGGCUUCAGAACAUGGACUAUCAUUACUACGCACCACAACAUUAGACGUUCACUAAAAAUGAUCGAUCGAUGGGGAGCAUGGUUUUUUGCAAUGAUAAUCGGAUUUUUUUUAGUUUGUUUCCGAUAUCGGUCUUUAUAUUUAGGUCGCCUUAUCGGGUUACAUAUGCAAUUUGACAAGGGUUACGUAGAUCUCCAACUAAAGUUGGACUAUUUUAAGAAUAUUGUAUUUAGGUAAUCAUGCCACUAUUUAAGUCAUUUGUAUGAAACUAGUUAGUGUCUUUUGUCUCUCUAUAUGUAAAAUGUUUGUGUAUCAUUCGUCUAAUUAAUGUGAUAAAUCAC
Thlaspi arvense is the source of this 988-nucleotide messenger RNA. NCBI's taxonomy places the organism in Eukaryota, Viridiplantae, Streptophyta, Magnoliopsida, Brassicales, Brassicaceae. The record is from the annotation of a GenBank genome assembly.